UUGGGGUGAAUCUUUGUGAGGAAGCAACUUUGAAUCCCCAUCAUGCACUUUAGUAUAAACCAAAAACAUUUACAGUUACUCAAAAAUGACUAAACGUGUCUAACUAGACAGCAUUGUGUGACACUGCCAUUCGGAUGAGCACAGAGAGCGCGAGUGUACUCUGCGGAGUCGGAAAUGCUGUCCGUGCAGGAAGUUCAGUAGGUUUUGAGACAGAGCCCCGCGGGAGACACGGCAGCACUCUCCGGUACUCUCAACUUUCCCCAGUUUGAUGGAGCUGAACCUACAACCUCCAUACGGAUUUUAAUGUGGAUCAUCGCUUUCGUACGAACUAGAUAUAACCCGUUAACGCGUUCGGAGAGACCUAUGCGAACUUUACUGAGCGGUUUUGUUUAUUUUGAUGCAGACUUCGUCGCCGCUCCAUGGAAACUCUCCGCGGGGUGACACGUGUAUGAGCGCAUGCAUUUUCACCCUGUCUGGAUGACUGUGGGCUUGGUGUGGAUGCAUAAGGGUGUUUAUUGUUAUUGUUGGAAAAAUAUCGCGUCUCAUUUUUGGAGUUGACGAUGUUAGGCUGCUGUUAGCUUUAGCAUAGCAAAGGCCUUGAGUCUGCAGUCUGGUUUGCGGUGCGGGUAUCAUCUGCUGCUGCUGCCUUGUUGGCUGUGGAAAUACACAUUCAGCAUUAGGACGCUCAAAAGUGCUUUAAUUGCUAAAGGAGUGUAACUUUAACAAGGAAAAAGUGUCUGGGCUUCACCGGGGAGCUGCUGCUGAACAUGAAGUGAACCUCCUGGUCAGCACAGCAGAAUACGGAUGCAACAGUCUCAUUCAACAUCAGAAACCGAUGCUUCUGAUGCAUCUGAAAAUGACUAUAGGAUAUUGGACUAAUAAAAGCUAAACACAAAAGCCCAAUGAGCGACACACGGUCUACAGUCAGUGACAGAACCAGUAGCUUUCUCAGCAGAGACCACCCUCCCGACAAGAGGCCCAAAAGUGAUAAGCUGCCCGGUACCCCAACACACGAGUUUGACCCAACAGACGUGCUGGUGCAGAAGAGUGGAUGUGUAGUGGCUGACAGGAGACCUGAGUCUUGUGGGCUAGUGCAGAGAUGCGUGAUCAUUCAGAAAGAUGAGAACGGCUUUGGGCUGACCGUCAGUGGGGACAACCCUGUUUUCGUGCAGCUCGUCAAACAGGAUGGCGCUGCCAUGCGAGCAGGUGUUCAGACGGGGGACAGGAUCAUUAAGGUGAACGGGACCUUGGUAACGCAAUCAAACCAUGUUGAGGUGGUGAAGUUAAUCAAAUCCGGCUCUUAUGUAGCUCUCACAGUAUUAGGCCGACCGCCCGGGUUGCCCCAGAUCCCCCUCCCUGAGGUGGACGUGGGUCUCGAGUCACCGGAUGUUUUCGGGGACCCUUUUAUUACAUCUCCCAACUCUUACAAUGCAGCAGAACGCACCUCCUCUCCUCUUGUAUCAUGGGAAGAGAACAGUGCUCUACACAACCAAAGAAUGGACAGCAGAAGGACUGGUUUAAAGGAUCAACAGGACACGCAGGAGAGUCCGUGUCUCAGGAACAGUGAAGAUGGCUCAUGGGCGGAAGAGGAUCAAUAUAAGAGAGAUUUCAGCCCAGAGGCUUUUUGGAGCGGAAAUUCAGUGCCAUCUGUCCACCGGCGCUUCUACCCAGCUUCUCCAGAGAGUCAGCGGGACUCUAACUGUUCCAGUCCGAAAAGUACCCCCAGAGACAGCUUCAACUCCUGCCCUUCUCCUGAAGUUGACUACGGCUCUGACCUGGAUUCUCGAUUCCCAUCCACCGUAGGGAGCCCACGUUUGGUUUCUGAGAUCAUUGCUGCUGAAGAUGAUGACUUUGACUCUGAGCAGGAGCAGGUUAAUGGCCAGUGCAGCUGCUUCCAGAGCAUCCAGCUGCUCAAGACUCGACCUGCUCAUCUUGCUGCUUUUCUGCAUCAUGUGAUCUCUCAGUUUGACCCUGCACCUCUGCUCUGCUAUCUGUAUGCUGACCUCUACAAACAGACCAACUCCAAAGAAACUCGGCGCAUCUUCACGGACUUCUUGACGUUCUUCAUAGACCGGGGGGCAAAUUUGAAAGUCACUGUGCCUGAAUCCAUCUCGUCUGAACUCGAGCGGAGGAGACCAGAAUUGAUUCCUGAGGAAUUACACAGGCAGUACAUACAGACAAUGCAGGAAACUCUCUUUCCUGAUGUACAGAGGAACCUGGAAGACUUCAGGCAGAAGCGUAGUAUGGGCUUGACCCUGGCGGAUACAGAGCUGUCUCGUCUGGACUCUGAACAGCUGGCUGUAGACAGAGAGAGAGCCUGUGCUGAAAGCAUCCUCUCAAAGAUAGAUGACGUUCUGUUGACUUCACAACCCACAGAAGAGGAGAAAUGCUCCACUAUACAGUAUGUGAUCUUCAUGUACAUGAAGCAUCUGGGAGUUCGGGCGAAAGAACAACGAAACCUGGAAUCCAAACGAGUUCGAAUUAAUUUCCUUCCUUCCAAACUAAGGAAAAGCAAAACAGAAAAGGAUGGGGAGGAGAAACUAAAAAAGUCUCGCUUCCCCAUCCGGGUGCCCCCGCGGUGGCCCGGUCGCCUCGAUUCAGUACCAUCUGGUAGGGUCGGGGACAGCAUCAAGCAAAGACCUCAGAAGCAGAUGUCUCAGCCGGCACUGGGCGGCUCAGAGCUGAUCGAUGCCGGACGUCUGAGGGGCAGUCAGUCAAGUGAGGGCUCAGACCUGCUCCACAGCCCAGGACUGAUCACCUCUUCCCCCUUUAGUGCCCCCUACAGCUCACCGUCAGACCCCUCUGGCAGGGACUCUGAGUUCAAUAUGAGCCCGUCUGCGGUGGUUCCUCGGCUCAGUGAUGGGCUGCAGUCUGGAGAUCCACUGGACAGCAUUUACCCACCCUGUGACUACAUCCCAUACAACGUGGACCAGCUGGAUGAAGACAGAGAUGGAGACAGACCUCCUGAUGUGGGCACACCUAAACCGAGCAGAAGGUUUGAGGAUCUGCAGAGUGAGGAUGAUCAGGGGAGUGAUGUUUACUCUGAUGUAGAUCCUCCAAACUGGCAGCAGCUGGUCGGGCGUGAUGUUUUAGCAGGCCUGACGCCCCACGAGAUCAAGAGACAAGAAGUCAUUAAUGAGCUGUUCUACACGGAGCGAGCUCACGUACGCAUGUUGAAGGUCCUAGACAAGGUCUUCUACCAGAAACUCAACCGAGACAACAUACUGCCCCCUGCUGACAUCAAGUACAUAUUCACCAACCUGGAGGAAAUCAUCCAACUCCACGUGAGAAUAGUGGAUCAAAUGACAGCAAUUUGCAAGAAGAACGAGACGUCUGUAAUCGACCACAUAGGAGACGAGUUGUUGUCUUGGUUCAGCAGUGGAGAGGAGGAGAAGAUCAAGCAAGCAGUGGGCACUUUCUGCAGUAACCAGCCCUUCGCCCUGGAGCUCAUCAAAUCCCGACAGAAGAAGGACCAACGUUUCUCCUCCUUCAUGCAGGAGGCUGAAAGCAAUCGACUGUGUCGGCGUCUACAGCUAAAGGACAUCAUCCCUGCAGAGAUGCAGAGGUUCACCAAAUACCCAUUAUUAAUGGACAACAUUGCCAAAUACACAGAUGAGUCAGAGGAAAAAGACAAAGUGAGACGAGCAGCAGAAUGCUGUCGACAGAUUCUCAACCACGUCAAUCAGUCUGUGAAGGAGUCCGAGAAUAAACAGAGACUGGAAGACUACCAGAGACGGCUGGACCUCUCUUCCCUCAAGCAGAGCGAGAACCCAAUGAUCUCAGAGUUCAAGAACCUGGAUCUCACUAAACGAAAGAUGGUCCACGAGGGUCCUCUCUCCUGGAAGAUAAAUAAAGACAAAACAAUUGAGUUGUAUACGUUACUCCUGGAAGACAUACUGGUGCUGCUGCAGAAGCAGGACGAGCGUCUCAUUCUCAGGUGUCACAGUAAGAACCUGGCAGGAACAGCUGAAACCAAACACAUCUUCAGCCCUAUCAUCAAGCUCAGCACUGUGCUGGUGCGCUCUGUGGCCACAGAUAAUAGAUCAUUCUUUGUGAUCUCCAUGUCCAAAAACGGAGCUCAGAUUUAUGAGCUGAUGGCCCAGACGGUGUCUGAGCAGAGGAUGUGGCAACGGCAGAUCACUCAGAGGGCAGAGGUUAUGAACACCAAACCUCACAGUGUCAUUCCUUUGCCUCAACACGAUGGCGACAGAGACGGUGUGGAGUUAAGCAAGUUCAGCAAAGGCUCUGAUCGGAUCUCCACAGGAAGCAUCCAGUCCGCAGAGAAAGACGGUGAAUUUUCGCCCUCAGCAGCCCUGCGGGACUGUGUGCCCGAUACCAACCCUGGGGAAGAGGACCAGGUCGCGAGAGCUGGCAGAGACGCUUCCUAUCAGGACUCUGAACUUUUGAACGGCAGGGAAACAGACUCUCUAUCUUGUUCAUCUAAAGCUGACGAGGCCCUGAAAACAUUGGCAGCGCUAAAGCAGGUGCUGCUGACUCAGCUGAUGGCUCAGGAUGAGGGUGAGCGAUUGGGCCGAUCGGCCGGCAGUCGUCUGCUCAGGACCACCUCUUUACGCACACCAGUGGAGCACAACUCCAACCGCACCCCUAGUCGAGCUCAGGACUACACCUCUGGCGACACAGGCUUCUAUGAGUGCCCGGAGGAUUACGCAGCGUACCUGGUUCUGGAGGGCUUCGGUGGCUCGGGCGAGAGCAGCACUGAUGAUGAUUUUCAGGUUGGGAGAAAGGAGCCUGGUUUGGCCCACAGCUGCGCUGCUGACUCUGGGAUCAGCCUGAAGUUCUCCUCGCCCUCCUCUGGCAGCACGUCCCGUCUCAGCAGACAGGUGCUCUCACACCUGCGCUGCCUGCAGGCCAACCUCAACCACCUCAAGGAGAUGGAAACUAAGUAUUAUAAUCUACUUCGCCAAAGGCCUGUCGGAUCAGCAGCAGAAGCAGACGAGAGCAGAGAGAAGAAAUAAGAGUGGCAGAAGUCGCCGGCUCCUGUGAUGACGGGGGCAUCUCUUCAGUCUCCGCACAAGCCUGUCUGCCUCACUGCUGAACACCUCCAUCCAAAAAAAAAGAGGAGGAGAAUAUUCUAACAAGCUUUCUUCUCUUGCUUCUGUCAGCACUCGUCAAUUAGGCAAGACGGACUGUCUCUUCUCUGCCUUUACCUGUCCCGACUACAUGUCCUCAUUCCAGCAAACGUGGGCAGCCCAGUCUGCUAGUCCUCGCUAGACAAUGGAGAACGAUACCAAAAUGUACAAAGCUGUGUGUCUUCAGAAUAUAUAUACAGUAUGUAACAAACAGUCGAGAACGGAUUUUUAAAAAAAACUAAUGUAUUGUUUUUUUCCUCUUUUUAAAUCCUGAGAUGUAUUUAUUUUUCUUUUAGUGUUUUUUCCAUGUUUCUUGCAUGCUUUUGGCUGUUGAAACUCUUUAAGCUGUCUGUAGCUGUAGGCAUCAGGAUGACUGAACAGGGCGAGUGCUUCCGAAUUCAGACUUUUCCCCUUUUUUUCUAUGGAAGGCCAAAUCUGUGCAGUACAUAAAGAGAGUUUUUUCUUUUUGCUGAAGGCCUCGCUCUGUUCCUCCAGCCAGCUGACAUUCCUCCCAGAGCCCUGGACUCAUUGGUUUUGCCCUCGAGACCCUCCUGGAUGGAGCUCAGGCUCUCCUGGUCUGCAGUGAAAUUAUGAUGACUGUAAAAAAAAAAAGAGAGAGAGAGAGAGAGAAUUACCAUCAAAAUAGCAGGUGAUGCAAAACUUGGAAAUAAAAAUGCAAUGAUAAAGCUUC
Danio rerio (zebrafish) is the source of this 5781-nucleotide messenger RNA. Lineage: Eukaryota; Metazoa; Chordata; Actinopteri; Cypriniformes; Danionidae. The record is from RefSeq and is a predicted model, not a curated record.